Messenger RNA from Dermatophagoides farinae (American house dust mite), 1782 nucleotides. RefSeq names its product N-fatty-acyl-amino acid synthase/hydrolase PM20D1. Gene Ontology annotation, biological process: lipid metabolic process; amino acid metabolic process. The record is from RefSeq and is a predicted model, not a curated record. Gene Ontology annotation, molecular function: hydrolase activity, acting on carbon-nitrogen (but not peptide) bonds, in linear amides. NCBI's taxonomy places the organism in Eukaryota, Metazoa, Arthropoda, Arachnida, Sarcoptiformes, Pyroglyphidae.
GAUCACACAUGUUGCUUUAAACAUGUUCGAUUUUUUUAACAGACAGAGGAUGAAUGUUGUUAUUGUCAAUUAAUCUUAUCUAUCGAUUAUUUCAAGGCUGAUUUUUUAAAAUAAUAAUUUACUCGAUCGAUCAUUGGAUGUACUCAUAAUGUGUGAUGUUUUAAUGUUUUAUUAUUGAACACAUUGAAAAAGAAAUGGGAAUUUUUAUAAAAUUAUUGCCGGUGGCUAUCGUUAUACCAUUAUUUAUUCUAUUCUUUCGGGCUGAAAUUUAUUUUCCACAUCCAAAAGAAUCGCAAACAUGUAAUGAAACACAUGAACCAAUACAAGGUGAUGGUAUUAUCGAUCGUUUUGUUCAAGCUAUUCGUAUUAAAACAAUUACCAAAGAUAGACAAGUUUAUGAUACAUCAGAAUUGUUAAGAUUUGCUGAAUUUUUAAGAAAAAAUUUUCCCGUAAUUUAUUCAUCGCCAUUGGUAACUUUUGAGACUGUAAACAAUUAUAGUCUUUUAUAUCACGUGAAAGGAAGUGAUCCAUCAUUGAAACCAUAUCUACUUUGUUCACAUAUCGAUGUUGUACCGGUCGAAUUGGAUAAAUGGGAUGUUGAUCCAUUUGGUGGUAUCAUUAAAGAUGGUAAUAUUUAUGGUCGUGGUACUAUCGAUGUGAAGGAUACUCUUAUGGCCAUCAUGGAAUCGUUGCAAUAUUUAUUGAAAAAUAAUUUCCAACCACGGCGAUCAUUUUACAUUGCUUUUGGACAUGAUGAAGAAGGCAUGGGAAAUGAUGGUGCACAGGAAAUUGCCAAAACAUUCGUACGUAAAGGCAUCAAAGAAUUUGAAUUUCUACUCGAUGAAGGAAUGUUUGUUUUUUCCGAUGGUUUUCCCGGUGUAUCACGACCAGUCGCAUUGGUGGGUGUUGCUGAAAAAGGUUUCCUUUCGGUUAUACUUCGUUCGAAUGGUACGGUUGGCCAUUCUUCGAUGCCAACAUAUGAAACUGCAAUUACUACAUUGGCCAAAGCUAUAUCCAAAUUCACUUCAGAUGCUCAUAGCAAUUUUUUCGGUCAUGGUCCAGAAAGACGAAUGUUUGAAGAAUUUGCUCAAUAUGCUUCUUAUCCGUAUAAAUUGUUUUACAGUAAUCUAUGGAUGUUUGGUCCAAUCCUUGCCAAAAUAAUGUCCGGUAAACCGAGUAAUAAUGCAUUGGUCCGAACGACUAGUGCACCAACAAUUAUUAACGGUGGUUUCAAGGAAAAUGUUUUGCCUAGUGAAGCAACAGCUAUAAUAAAUCAUCGUAUACAUCCAAUACAAAGUGUAUCAGAUGUUUUGGAAUAUGAUCGAAAAUUAAUAAACGAUGAUCGAAUUGAAAUUAAAAUCAAAGGUGAUUAUAUUGAAGCACAUCCUAUAUCACCAUAUAGUCGUGAUUCAUUCGGUUACGAAACAAUAAGUAAAUCUAUUCAACAAGUAUUUGCCAAUACUAUUGUUAUACCGUCAAUUAUGGUGGCAUCCACUGAUACAAGAUGGUAUUUACCAUUCACUAAAUCUGUAUAUCGUUUUUCACCGGCAUUUUUAACACAAGAAACAACCAAAUUAUUUCAUGGCCAUAAUGAACGAAUAUCGAUUGAUAAUUAUCUGAAAGUAGUGAAUUUCUAUCAUCAUAUUAUGAUUAAUUCAGAUCGUGAACGAUUAGAUCCGAUAAAAGUUAAAGAUGAAUUCUAAUUAUUAGAAAUUUUUUUUGUUUUUUUUUUGAUAUUUUUUUCAAAUUAAAAAUAAAAAAUAAAAUAGUUGAGCAUCGAAA